Messenger RNA from Procambarus clarkii (red swamp crayfish), 2861 nucleotides. The record is from RefSeq and is a predicted model, not a curated record. Lineage: Eukaryota; Metazoa; Arthropoda; Malacostraca; Decapoda; Cambaridae.
GUCCACUCCCCCAGGCCAUGCACCUCUCCCGGCCAUGCCCUCCCCCACCCAUCCCCUAUCAUGUCCCAGCACCUCCCCGGCCACUCAACAGUCAGGCGCCUCUGAGUCAAGAUCCCAGUGGUCGGCACAGUACCGUGGUAAAGAUGCAUAAGCUUGUGGCUGUGGUGGCCUAUUUGGCUAUUGGAGCAUUAGGAGCCCCUGCUGCUGAUGAAAUAACACAUCUUCCAGGACUCAAUCACAUCAUCCCUUUUCGUCAUUAUAGUGGAUAUUUGUCUGGGGCUGAGGGAAAGAACCUCCACUAUUGGUUUGUGGAGUCUUCACGCAGCCCUGCAGAUGACCCUUUGGUUCUUUGGAUGAAUGGUGGCCCUGGAUGCUCUUCAAUGGAAGGUCUUCUGGCUGAAUUAGGACCAUACCGUGUCAAUCCUGAUGGGAAAACAUUGAAGAAAAAUAUUUAUGCAUGGAACACUAUGGCUAAUGUGUUAUUCCUGGAAGCUCCUGCCUGUGUUGGUUACUCAUAUGACUCCAACGGUGACUGCAGUACCGGAGAUAAUGAGACCUCACUUUCAAACUAUCUUGCACUCAAAGACUUCUUCACAACCAAAUUUCCAGAGUAUCGCAAGAAUGAGUUUUAUAUCACUGGAGAAUCCUAUGCAGGUGUAUAUGUACCUACAUUGGCAGUACGAGUACUAGAGGGUCAAGAAGAUUUCAACAUUAAUCUUCAAGGGUAUGCUAUUGGCAAUGGUCUCUCCAGUUACAAGCUUAAUGACGACUCUAUUAUCUUCUUCGCCUAUUUCCAUGGUCUCUUUGGUGAAGAUUUGUGGGUACGUCUUGUGACUCAUUGCUGUGAGGGAGGACGUGUUUCAAAAGAUGGAUGUAACUUCUACCAGACACAUUGGCCACUGUGUUCUAAAGCAGUAAGUGGUGAUUUAAUGCCAAAUAAAACACACAAGAACCUUGGCAAUCUACCUAACCUAUUUAGGUCAACAUCCUAUUAUCCUUGCAUAAUAUAUCCCUACUUUUUUUGUAUUUUUAGGCUUAGCACCUUCACUUUGGAUCCACCUUGCACAAAUGGCACAAACCUCUUGAUGUACAUGAAUAAUCCAGAGGUCCGCAAAGCUAUCCACAUUCCAGAGAGUGUUCAGAAAUUUGAGCUUUGCAGUGAUGAGGUAAAUGCCAACUACAAGCGGGAAUAUGACACAAUGAAGCCACAGUAUGAGUAUUUGACAACACGGGUGCGUGGUCUUGUCUACAAUGGAGAUAUUGACAUGGCCUGUAACUUCUUGGGGGAUGAAUGGUUUGUGGAAAGUCUUGGGUUAAAGGUACUGGAACAGAGGAAGAUGUGGCAUCAGGGAGGACAAGUUGGAGGCUUUGUGAAGCGUUUCCAAAACCUUGACUUGUUGACAAUCCGUGGUGCUGGACACAUGGUUCCCGAAGACAAGCCAGCACCUGCCCUAAAAAUGAUCACUUCAUUCCUUUUCAAGAAACCUUACUAGCAUCAUUAAAAAAUGAAUAUGGACUGGAGGAGAAGCUGAAAGAUCAUUGCUAAACUACAGUAUGUGAUAAAGUUGUGAUAUACUGUACAGUACUUUGUAAUUUAUACAAUUGUAUUUAGAUUCAGGUUUGAAUGUGACACUGAUGUGAUAUCAAGGAAAAUUAAAUGUUUUAAGGGUGGAAAUAACAUUCUGAUAGGACAGUGAAAAAGUCAUGUAAAGGGGUCGAGUGAAAGUCGGUAUAUUUCAAGAUUGAAGAGUUCAUCAAUUGUGUGUUCAUAUUGAAUUAUUGGAUGAUAGUAAGAGUGAAUAAUGCAGUGAAUUUGAGAGAAGAAUAAGAGGGUGACAAGUAUGGUGAGUGAAUGUGGGAAUGGUGUGAACAGCACAAGAAAUGGGGAAGUCAAUAUGAAAUUAAUUUGAGUAGGAGUGAUUGAUAUAUUUUUUGAUAAUUAUGGUUCAGCAUACAAAGUAGUGGGGCACUAAUAGAGAUGCUUUGCUGGAAUGUGAUGGUGAUGCUCCAACAUAAUGCAGGUUUGUGCGGUUGAUAUGAAGUGCUUGAAUAUCUGAAUUUAAUCUUCACUACAUUGCUCUUUUUUUUUUUUCCUCUUUCCUCCAGACUAUAGCUUCUCCACCCGAGGAAACGGGGUGCUGGGAGUUAGUACAGUAUUUAGGUUUUUGUGUAUUAUAAUUUAAUAAAAUUUAAAUGCCUAAAUACUGUACAAGUAUACACAUGGUUGCACAUUAUUUAAAGUCUUUAUGAAAUAGAAUUCAACUGUAGUGAAAAAGUCUUGAUUUACAGUUAAUUCCUGAGCCUACAUGGUUAUAAACAAUGCAGUCCACAUCUGUACUUUAAAUGUAUUAAGUCUAAACAUUUAAACUUGGUUUACAUGUCAAUGCAAUUUCUAGAUAAUCUCUUUGCAAAUUGAGGCUCACCUAUAUUAUAUUCGGUAAACAUUUUUACCCCAGACUAAUUUACGAAGUGUUGAACUUAUUUUUCAAAAUAUCUUUUCUUUGAAUGUAGUGAGACAAUAAGAUCCUUAAAGAAAAUCUGGUGCCACCUAUGUAGUUUAAAUUAUACUGUGUGGUGCAGGCAUGUACAUGUACUGUGUAUUGUCCAGGAACAAUGAACCACUUAAUUCUAGGAGUGGACUGUGCAGAUUUUCUUGCCAUCAGUAUUGGGUAGUUACAUAUUGGGUAAUUUAAAUACAAAUUAUAUAUAUUUUUGUUCUAUAUAUUUUAAAUAUAUAUUUUCAGUACAGUAUACAGUACUGAUUAGAGAAUUAUUCAUUAUUAAAGUCAUAUAUUGUGCAUACAUAAUGAAUUAAGAUUAGAGUAAAUUUAGUUAGUCCAAAUAAAUAUACUGUAAUGCAA